Molecule: messenger RNA, 3159 nt
Organism: Alligator sinensis (Chinese alligator)
Lineage: Eukaryota; Metazoa; Chordata; Crocodylia; Alligatoridae
Gene: ATG16L2
Product: autophagy related 16 like 2
Exons: 19
Coding region: 564-2528 (654 amino acids)
Biological process (GO): autophagosome assembly; negative stranded viral RNA replication
Cellular component (GO): autophagosome membrane
Molecular function (GO): protein binding
Source: RefSeq, a predicted model, not a curated record
GGUUUCAGGGGAAGCAGUCAGCUCCCUGCAGGCUGCUCCGGACCGCGGCGCCGUGGAGGGAAGCUGAGUCGGUGUCCCAGGGAGCGCUGAUGCUCCAAACUCCAGCCCUGCACUAGGCAUGGACAGGGAAGUGCUUUCAGUGGCACCAGCACCCAGAGGCCCUCGAGGGCACCGUGGAAGCUCGUGGCAGGUGCCACUGGGUCUCUUUGAAUUCUGGACCCAAACAUGGAGCAGCUCUGGCCUAUUUGCUGUUCAAUCCAGUUUCCUCUGGGGGCUCCAGGCCAUGUCCUCAGUCAUCCUCCACGGGGGACCAGCCACAGCUCUCUGAUCCGGGGGCCAGUUCUUCACUUUGGGGCUACUCUAAUAUGUGUACUCAGGAGUCCUCUACUAGCAGGGGUUGCUGGGAUGUGGAGGAGAGGAUAUUCCAGUGGUCAGAGCAGCCCCCAGGAUGCCGGGGACCUAUGCUCGCUGCUUAUAUGGCUUCCGCCUCAGCAUCAGCGGGGGCUGGAGGGGGGCACAGCUCCAGUCUCCCAUGCACCAGUUGAGACUUCAGAGAGGCGGGAAUGCCCCCGAUCCCAUCCAGCUGCUCCUGUGGGCCUUUUCAGCAAUGCUGCACUAUGCCAUGCUGGGCUGUGGGCUCAGGAAACACAGCAACAGUUUCUAGCUCUGCCACUGACUCUCUGUGGUCUUGGUCAAGUCACUUGACUGUGUGUCUCUUGGAUAACACUGACCCUCUUGCAAAGGUGCUUGUGGAUCUGCCGAAGAAUGAUGCUAAGCAUGGCUGUGGUUGUUGCGUGCGCCCUGCUUUUGGAGGCCAAGAUAACAAGCUGCUGGAAAAGUCCAACCUGCUGGUGCAAGCCCAAGCUAUGGAUCUCCGGACGGGACUCAGCCCUUGGUCCGCCUGGGAGCCCCCCAGCCCUGUGCUGGACCCCACGGUAGUGCUACAGACCACCAAGAUCAAGUACCAACGGCAGAUCGCGGAGCUGAAAGACUUAAGCGGUGUCCUGGCGUAUCACAUCAUCGAGCUGAACACGAUCCUCAAGGCCAAGGAGACCGAGCUGGAGGUGCAGAGAACCAGGCUGGCCUCUCUGCAGGGCCAGGUAUCGGAGCUGGAGGGCCAGCAUCAGCAGCUGCGGGGGCAGAUGAAGGGCCUGGGCUGGGGCAACUCGGCCGUGAAGCUGGAGUACGACGCGCUGCGGGACUGCUACCGGUGCCGGGAGUGCGAGCUGCGCAGGGAGGUCGAGAGGAGCCAGGAGCUGACUGAGAGCCUGGUGCGGAAGAAGGCCAAGGCUGCCGAGUACAAGAACUACCAGAACGAGAGGUUUAAACGGGCAAAGCAUGACGAGCUGUCCAGGCAGCUAAAGAAGGUGACAAAUGAGACCAUCAGCAUUGACAUUGGCCCAGAAGAGGUGAAGCCAGCCAAGGGGAAGGGGCCCAGCCAGGAUUUCACCAAGCUGGAAGACUGCGAGAAGCCAGGGAAGAGACCAUUUAGAUCAUCCUCAGCCACCUCCAUGACAAUCGCCCGCUGUGUGGAUGUGUUCAAGGGCUUGUUUGAUUACAGGCUGAAGCGUGGGAACUCGGUCAGCAGCCGCUUGGAGUCAAGCUACGGCUAUGUGCCCGCCUGCCUCGUGGCCUGCUUGCCAUCCUUCAUCAGUGACAUCCAGGAAGCGCACCUCUCGGAGGUCAACGCCGUCAAGUUUUGCCCCAGCUCUACCAUGCUGGCCACGGGGGGCACCGACAAGCUCAUCAAGCUCUGGAACGUGGUGGGAGGGAGGCUGGAAAGCGUGCGGACCCUGGAAGGUGCCAACGGCAGCAUCACCAGCAUCGAGUUCGACCCCAUGGGCUGCCAGAUCCUGGCGGCAUCCUACAACAAGGCAGUGCAGCUGUGGAAGAUCGAGGACUGCAAAUCCAGAGAGACGCUGACGGGCCACACUGACAAGGUGACGGCUGCCAAAUUCCGCUCCACGCGCUACCAGGCGGUGAGGGGCAGCCGAGACCGGACCGUGAAGGAGUGGGACCUGGGCAAAGGGGCCUGCUGCCGCACCAUCGACGUGUGCUCCUACUGCAACGACGUGGUGUGCUGGGAGAACAUCAUCGUCAGCGGGCACCACGACAAGAAGAUCCGCUUCUGGGACAGCAGGGGCCCGCGGUGCACCGAGGUGAUCCCGGUGGAGGGGAAGGUGACCUCCCUGCACAUCAGCCAGGACCAGAUGCACUUGCUGAGCUGCUCCCGUGACAACACGCUCAAAGUCAUCGACCUCAAGAUGAACAACGUCCGGCAGGUCUUCAGCGCUGACGGCUUCAAGUGUGGAUCCGACUGGACCAAGGCAAUAUUCAGCCCCGAUAAGAGCUACAUCCUGGCGGGCUCCUCGGACGGGACCCUCUACGUGUGGAGCAUGGAGAACGGGAAGUUGGUGACAAGCCUGCCGGGGUUGCACGGAGCCUCCGUGAAUGCCGUGGCCUGGUCCCCCUCAGGCCAGCACGUCGUGAGCGUGGACCAGGGGAAGAAGGUGGUGCUCUGGAAAUAGCUCCUGGCCAGCUCCUAGCCCACCCUCCGCCGCCUGCCGCACCCAGCUGACGGCUCCCUGGCUGCAGCCCAAUCCACGGAUGCAGCAAAGAGACAGAGACUGAAGGGCUGGGGCUAGGGCACCUGCCACCCACAUGCUGCUCAGCCCUGCCAGCUGCCACAAUGCCCAGCGCCCAUGCGGUCUGCCCAAAGCAGGCACCUUUCUCUUAGAGGCAGGUGGGGGCUUGGCAGGAGUGGAGGGGCUGCAGGACGGACCCGGAGCCCAAACCCGCUCUGCCUGCUGUUCCUGGCACGCUGCGGUGGCUGCAGAAGGCACAGCUGGCACUGAGCCCGUAGCAUGGAGGGGACAAGUCGGCUCUGAGGGGAGCACUGGGACUCGAAUCACAAUGUGAAGUCCUCCUGACCUCUGACUUCCACCUCCAGCCGGCUCCGAGAUCCCCAAACCCCAGGCCCAGGUGAGGGCAGGGCAGAGCAGAGCUCCUGUCUGCUCCCCUGGCGCUGGCCUGGGAGCCCCGUGUGCGGACACAGAUGCUUACUAUUCAGACCCUGUGCUGGGGGCACAUGCGUGUGCAGCCUGUGUGCCCCCGCGGGGGACUGUUGUGUUCUCGCACCGACCAAUACAGCUUGGAAAC